Messenger RNA from Alternaria ventricosa, 807 nucleotides. RefSeq lists its product as uncharacterized. Bases 1 to 807 code for a protein of 268 amino acids. The transcript has a single exon. Lineage: Eukaryota; Fungi; Ascomycota; Dothideomycetes; Pleosporales; Pleosporaceae. The record is from RefSeq and is a predicted model, not a curated record.
AUGCAUCUCCCAACGAACAAACUCCAGCUCCGCCCUAAACUUACCAACGUUCUACAACACUCAAGCAAGACUUCCACCUCCAAGACCCCCGAAGCUCCAAUUCCAAACAAAACGGACAACAGCGUCAACAUCAAAGACAAGCGCAACAUCAAGAUCGGCAUUGCCGCACUCCGUACCGUCAGCAAAUGGACCGAUAAAGCUGCACUGACGCUCGAGAAGCUCGAGGGCCAAGAAGCGUCGAAGCACUGCCAAGAUCGCCAGGCGCGCUUGCUGGCAGAAGACGGCAGCAAAGGGUACGGAAAACAAGCUCAGGAUUCUGGGGUUUGGAGAGAGACUGUAGUAUAUCCGGUACCUACCCAGAUUGGUAGUGCUAGGGCAAUGCACGCACACGAACCGUCAAGAGUGUACGGAGCAGUAGCAGCACCUUCCAGUCAAGGAGAGAGUCACAUUACGGCCGGCGCUGUGGAGGCACCGCUUGUCCAGACUCAUCAUGCGCAUGUCUUGGCUUCUGUCGAGGAGUACUACGACGAAAGCAGCGAUGACGAAGACGAAGGCAAUACCUCUAGGCAGAUCGGUCUCAACAGCUCCACAAACGUUGACGCAGAUGACGGUACCGAUGAGGAAGAUACUUCUGAUGAUUCUAGCGACGAUGAGAAGGAGGAUGACAGCGAUGACGAGAAGGACAGCGACGAGGACAGCGAUGCUGAUUCAGAUAGCGAGGCGCAUGAUAGCUCUGAUGAUGCUGAGGAUUCGGACGAGGAGGAAGUGGAGGCAAAGCAGCCGAUGAUCAAGAAUGCUAAGAAGUGA